Messenger RNA from Paramecium sonneborni, 1740 nucleotides. The record is from the annotation of a GenBank genome assembly. Lineage: Eukaryota; Ciliophora; Oligohymenophorea; Peniculida; Parameciidae.
AUGAAGUAUGUGAUAUUGGCUUUGGUGCUAGCAAUAGCAGUAGGUACAUCAAGUGAAGAAAAUGUACUACAAUUAUUGGCUGAGUUAAAGCACAAUGCUGAAUUAGAAUUAGAAGGAUUAGAGUUAGCUUGGCAAAGAAGAAUCGGUGAAAAAUAAAGUGUUGCUGAUUCUCUUAAUCAAUCUGUGUUGAAUCAGAGAGCAGAAUGCUAAAACAAGGAAAAUGAUAUAGCAUAGAAGCAAAGUGAUAUAUUAGCAAGUGAAAGUUUUAUAAAUUGGAUGACUGGAAGAUAAAAGUCAAAUACAAAGAAAAUUGGAGUAUUGGAAGCAAGCAUGUAAGAGUAUUUUAAAUAUGAAGAUGCGCAUUAACAAAUAACUAUGUGAAUGACAUAAGAAAUUUUAGAUAUGCAUUGGCCUUAGUGAAGUUUUUGAGAGAAGAACUGACAAAAUUAGAAGGUGGAGCAUCUUUAGCUUAAGUGACAGAAUUCCAUGAUAGAGUUAGCAAAUUUGUAAAAUUGUAUCGUAGUGGAUAAUUGGUAAAUUUAAUGGAAAAGAUUGAUGAUAAAUCAGAUUUAAUAGUCCCUGAGAUUGAAUAGGGUACUUUUGAUGAAAUUUCAUUAAUUCAAAGAAUAAGACCAAAAGCAUUGACUUAAUUAGAUUAAGUUAAUGAUGAUGAUGAUAAGGCAAACAAUGCAGUUGUUCUUAUUCCAGGAUGCGAUGAUUAGAUUGGAACAGUAGUAGUAGUUUAGAAUGAUGAUGGAACAUCUGAUUCAGGAGAUCUUAAUGUAAAAAUAACAAAUGGAGGUGGAGUAAGUACAACUCCAAGUGGUGGUAAAUCAGGAUCUACUUCUAAGCCAACACAUAAAGAUACUACACCAAAGAAGGAAGAAACUAAUGAUGUUGAAGAUGUUGAUGAUACUGAUGAUGAUGUUGAUGAUGUAGAUGAUGUAGAUGAUACUGAUGAUGAUGUAGAUGAUGGUGAAGAUGUUGAAGAUGAUGGUGAAGAUGUUGAAGAUGUUAAUGAUGAUGUUGAUGAUACUGAAGAUGUUGAUGUUGAUGAUGAUAAUGAUGAUGGAGAUGAUGUUGAUGAUGGUGAAGAUACUGAGGAUGAUGAUAAUCAUCCUGAAAUAAUAAUUGAUGAUUAAUAACCAGAUCAUCAUGUUGAUGAGGAACCUCAUUUUGUUAUUACUCCUGAUGGUCCUCAUCCCACUGGAGCAAUUAUUCCACCUGGAGAAGAAGAAUUCCCUAAUGAUUGGCAAGUACUCAUAUUUAAUUAAUUCUUUAGGGAUUCAGAAAAUUAUUAGAUGCUAUCGAAAAUCAUACUAGAAGAUCAUUAGAAACUGGAGCUAAUGAUGAAGUCAGAUCUAAUUUAGGAUUCAUUGAUUUUAAAUUACAUGUUGAAUUGGAAAAUCAAUUCUUUGAUAAAACCAUCUAAUAUGAAAAAGAAUAUUUGGUAUUCCCCAUUUUAAUCAUAGGUCAAAUAAGUCAACUAAUUAACUACCAGAAGAUAAGCCUCAAUCUUAUGUGGAGCUAGAUUAAAAUAAAUUACUGUGGCUCAUCAAGUUGCUUUGAAAGUAAACUAUUAUUUUAUUUAAGGAUAUUGAUGCUGCUAAACAAUUCUAUGAAGAACAAAGAAAAUUGAAAUAAGAAGAAGUUAAUACCUUUGAUGAUGUUUAUCGCAUCUAUACCACACAAGUGAAUCAUUGAUAGAUAUAUAUUCGGAUAAAAAAUUAUCUUAAAAAU